Messenger RNA from Hypanus sabinus (Atlantic stingray), 801 nucleotides. RefSeq lists its product as uncharacterized. The record is from RefSeq and is a predicted model, not a curated record. The transcript has 5 exons. Gene Ontology annotation, biological process: positive regulation of natural killer cell mediated cytotoxicity; immune response-activating cell surface receptor signaling pathway. Bases 1 to 801 code for a protein of 266 amino acids. NCBI's taxonomy places the organism in Eukaryota, Metazoa, Chordata, Chondrichthyes, Myliobatiformes, Dasyatidae.
AUGAAAGAUAUGACCGUGGCUACAGAACUGGACGAGGCUUGGAUUCUUCGAGGCUUUCUUGGGCAGGACGAGGUAUUCCUGGGCUGUCUCCGAAACAUGGUGUGGAAUAUGGUCGUUUGGUCAGCAAUGUUCCUUGGAACUGCAGGAACUAACGGAAUAAUCAAACAAUCGCCAGAACAACUCACGGUUACCGAAGGAGGCACGGCGCAGCUGAGUUGUAGUUACAUCAAUAAAAUAAACGAUGCAAAGAAGCUGGUCGGAGCCAUUACCUGGUACAAAGACGAGGAAUACCGUAUUGUUUCCAACAAGUCCAGCGGGUUUCAUGGUCGGGUGAGGACCAGCAGUGCAGCGCGCAUUCUAAGCCAAUCUAUACAAAUUGUCAACGUCAGAAUGAACGAUACAGGAAAGUAUUACUGCAGAGUAGUCCUUUUUGGGCAGGAAGAUCAUUUUGGAAAAGGGGCACAAGUUACAGUCACACCUAGGAACCCAACGGGAUUUGGAAGGAGCUUGCGUUGGCAGUUAAUUGAAAUGGGAGUGAAACUUGCAGUGUUUGCUUUGAUCAACACUGUAACAGUUUUCGGCAUCCGCACCUGGGGGACAUAUAGAGCUCUCAUUGCAACAAAUCGAGCUAACAGGCGCUGGUCCCGCGGUUCGGUCCGGUUUGCCUUGCUCGCGCUGUCCGACUGUCUAUCCCGUUUUGACCUCGUCGUCCUGUGUUGCGCUGGUCGCCCUGUCUUCCCUGUCAUGUUUGUUCUGCUGGCGCCGUUCGCCCGGUCUUCGUUUCCGUUCGCCCCGGCUUGA